CCGGGUCAGCCCGCCGCGUGCCUCAGAGCUGCGCUGGGCCUCCCUCGGGCCUCCUCUGCUGCGGGCCUCGGGGACGCGGGGCCAGGCCCCAAGGUGGCCGUGCUGCUGACGGUGGGCACGGUCCCCCUUGUCCCCACCAGGCACCAUGGACUGGAAGACGCUCCAGGGCCUCCUGAGUGGCGUGAACAAGUACUCCACAGCAUUUGGGCGCAUCUGGCUGUCGGUGGUAUUCGUCUUCCGGGUGCUGGUGUACGUGGUGGCCGCAGAGCGCGUCUGGGGUGACGAGCAGAAGGACUUUGACUGCAACACCAAGCAGCCCGGCUGCACCAACGUGUGCUAUGACUACUUCUUUCCCAUCUCCAACAUCCGCCUGUGGGCCCUGCAGCUCAUCUUCGUCACCUGCCCCUCGCUGCUGGUCAUCCUGCACGUCGCGUACCGGGAGGAGCGGGAGCGGCGCCACCGCCAGAAGCACGGGGACCAGUGUGCCAAGCUGUACAGCAACACCGGCAAGAAGCACGGGGGCCUGUGGUGGACCUACCUGUUCAGCCUCAUCUUCAAGCUCAUCAUCGAGUUCCUCUUCCUGUACGUGCUGCACACGCUCUGGCAUGGCUUCGGCAUGCCGCGCCUGGUGCAGUGUGUCAGCGUGUCGCCCUGCCCCAACACCGUGGACUGCUACAUCGCUCGGCCCACCGAGAAGAAGGUCUUCACCUACUUCAUGGUGGGCGCCUCCGCCGUCUGCAUCGUACUCACCAUCUGUGAGAUCUGCUACCUCAUCUUCCACAGGAUCCUGCGAGGCCUGCACAAGGACAAACCCACAAGGAGCCUCCCAUCCUCCAGCAGCCGGGCCUCCACCUGCCGCUGCCACCACAAGUUGGUGGAGGCCGGAGAGCUGGGUCCCAACCCAGACGAUGACACGCUGCAGGCUUCAGCACCCAAACUGACCCCCGUCUGACCACGUCUGGGGGGCGGGGUGAGAGGGGCUGCAUGGUGAAGAGGUCCUGUAGGUGCUGGGAACUCCCACUUUGAACUCACCAAGCUCUCCAGUUUCAUUUGGGGCAGUUAUUUUUGCUGCUGGGUACUGUGCUGUCCACCUGGAUGUAGCUCACACUGCACACCCCCACGGAGGAGGCAGACAUUUAAACAAGCAAAUGAACCUAAUAUAAGCAUGCAGGGCUCCUUCGUGACCCCUAAGGGGACAGUCAAGCCAGGCUUCCCUAAGGGAAUAGCACUAGAGGGGUGAGGCAUGCUUCCCCAGAGGAGAGAUGGUGGCCUGGGUGCCGCCAGAGGAGAGAUGUUUGCCCCAGGCUGGGUGCACCAGGCUCCACAGGUGGGAAGGUCUCCUCCAGCACCGGAAGUCUGCAGGGGGUGUGGGAAGAGGCAACAGUUCUAGACACCCAGGGACCCUCCUCCCUCGGCAGCAGCCCCCUGCCCCUAAACCUUCCUCCAGCCUCAGUCGGCGGUGCUCUUGUCUUCCUCCCUCCCCAGGUGUUCAGCCUGGUGCCCUCUGUCCCCAGGAACUCAGGUGGAUGUGCCAGUAGGAACACCUGCAAGGCAGCUCCUUGAAAUCAAUAAAGCUGUAUUUUAUACA
This is a messenger RNA of Ictidomys tridecemlineatus (thirteen-lined ground squirrel), 1588 nucleotides long. RefSeq names its product gap junction protein beta 3 (gene Gjb3). Gene Ontology annotation, molecular function: gap junction channel activity. Gene Ontology annotation, biological process: cell-cell signaling. Lineage: Eukaryota; Metazoa; Chordata; Mammalia; Rodentia; Sciuridae. Gene Ontology annotation, cellular component: connexin complex. The record is from RefSeq and is a predicted model, not a curated record.